Molecule: messenger RNA, 999 nt
Organism: Mytilus trossulus (common blue mussel)
Lineage: Eukaryota; Metazoa; Mollusca; Bivalvia; Mytilida; Mytilidae
Product: fibrinogen-like protein A
Exons: 9
Coding region: 43-999 (318 amino acids)
Source: RefSeq, a predicted model, not a curated record
UAAGUGCUGUAGACUAUUGAAUAGACAGCAUCACUAAAGAGCAUGUUCAAAUUCAUACUGAUUGUGUAUUUGGCAACAAUCAACUUGACAUCAGGAAGUAAAAAUAUUAGUGAGGUAAGACAGUAUCGGAAAUCAUCAGAGGAAGAUGAUAGAGUUGACAAUAUUUGGAACGAGUUGCAAGGAGUAUGUCUACAUGGAAAUCAACGAGAAACUGUGCAGGAGCUGAAAAAGGAUACACGAGUUUUACUAAAAAAUAUGGCAAUAUACAAAGAUGUUGUUAAAAUGAAUAAACAAUUGAAAAAUGAUAUCAAGUGGAUCUUAGAAGAAACUCGAGGGGAAAAAGAAAUAUCAAGGAUAGUAAGUCUAUUGAAGAAUGAUUUCAAAGGAAUAUGUGCAAAACCAGCAAAAGAUUGUACUGAGCUUAAGAAGUACAACGAAAAAUCCGGCAUAUACAAAAUAUCUCAAGGAAAUUCGGUCCUAAAGGUUUACUGUGAUAUGACAACUGACGGAGGUGGUUGGUCGAUAAUCCAAAGACACCAGGAUGGAAUCGUGGAUUUCCAACGAACAUGGGCAGAAUAUGAAAAUGGAUUUGGAAAUGUUGAAGGUGACUACUGGUUAGGUAACAAGCAUAUCCAUCAAAUGACAUCUAGUGGCAAAUACGAACUAAGGAUAGAUUUGAAAAACACUAAAAAUGAGAAGAAAUACGCUGUGUACAAACAAUUCAGUCUCGGAGAUGCAGCAUCAAAAUACAAACUAAGUAUUGGAAGUCACAGUGGAAAUGCAGGUGAUUCGAUGAAGUAUCAUAAUGGAAGGGUGUUUUCCGCCACUGACCAAGACAAUGAUACGACCAGUAGUGACUGCGCCAAGAGCUAUGGGCCUUGGUGGCAUGGAGAUUGCUGCUGGAGUGCACUCAACAAAACGUUCAGCUCCAACUUUUAUUGGUACACUUUCUCUAACCAUACUGCCAAAACAUCUAUCAUGAUGAUCAGAAGAAUAUAG